This is a messenger RNA of Cladophialophora yegresii CBS 114405, 1236 nucleotides long. Its product is annotated as acetyl-CoA acyltransferase. The transcript is spliced from 2 exons. Gene Ontology annotation, molecular function: acetyl-CoA C-acyltransferase activity. Lineage: Eukaryota; Fungi; Ascomycota; Eurotiomycetes; Chaetothyriales; Herpotrichiellaceae. Gene Ontology annotation, cellular component: peroxisome. The record is from RefSeq and is a predicted model, not a curated record. Gene Ontology annotation, biological process: fatty acid beta-oxidation; phenylacetate catabolic process. Bases 1 to 1236 code for a protein of 411 amino acids.
AUGUCUUCAGCACAAGCCCGCCUCUCCCAAGUAUCCAGCCAGGUCAAUGGCUCGAGUCAACAAAGCAAAUCCAAGUCCAUCCUCUCCAAGUCGCCCGACGAUGUCGUCGUCACCUGCGCCCUGCGCACGCCCUUUACCAAAGGCGGCCGCGGCCCGCUCAAGGACACCGCCGCCGCAGACCUCCUCGCACACACAUUCAAGGCCCUGAUUUCCCGCUCCGGGAUCGACCCGGCCCUCGUCGAAGAUAUUGCUACAGGCUGCGUACUCGCCCCGGGCGGCGGAGCAACAGAAUACCGCGCCGCGGCACUGGUCGCGGGGUUCCCUACAUCCACGGCGGUGCGGUCGCUGAACAGACAAUGCUCCUCCGGGCUCCAGGCGUGCGUGGACAUCGCCAACGCGAUCCGCACGGGCAUGAUCGAGAUCGGCAUCGGCAGCGGCGUCGAGAGCAUGUCGACCCAGUACGGGCCAGGGGCGGUGACCGAGUUCUCGGACCUGCUGGAGAACCACAUGCAGGCCGCGAACUGCAAGGUGCCCAUGGGCGUGCUCUCGGAGCAGAUGGCCAAGGACCGCAGCGUAUCUCGGAAAGAGCAGGACGCCUUUGCGGCCAGUUCGUUCCAAAAGGCCGAACGGGCACAAAAGGCCGGGCUGUUCGAGCACGAGAUCGUGCCCAUCACGGUCAAGUACACGGACCCCAAGACCGAGGAGGAAAAGACGGUCACGGUCAGCGCGGACGACGGCGUCAGGCCAGGCAUGACGGCCGAGUCGCUGGGCAAGAUCCGCCCCGCGUUCGCAAAGGACGGGUCCAUCCACGCCGGCAACGCCAGCCAGGUGUCCGACGGCGCGGCGGCGGUGCUGUUGAUGAAGCGCAGCACCGCCGAGCGGCUGGGCCAGCCGAUCCUGGGGAAGUAUGUGGUCGCGUCCGUCGUGGGCGUGGACCCGCUCCUUAUGGGCAUCGGGCCCUGGAAGGCCAUCCCCGUUGCGCUGGAAAAGGCCGGCAUCUCCAAGGACGAUGUCGACAUCUUUGAAAUCAACGAGGCGUUCGCAAGCCAGUGCGUGUGGUGUGUCAAGGAGCUGGGCAUCCCGUUCGAAAAGGUCAAUCCCAAGGGCGGUGCUAUCGCUUUUGGACAUCCUCUUGGCUGCACUGGCGCUAGGCAGGUGAGUACCUUGUUCACCGAGUUGAGGAGGACAGGUAAAAAGAUUGGAGUCACGAGUAUGUGCGUUGGAACUGGCAUGUAA